UUCCGCGCAAAACUUCGGGUCCGUCCACGUGAACUUGUCGCUCCCCUUUCCGCGGGGGACGCAGCUUUGGGGGACGCCGGGGAGGGACGACGGUGGCGGCGGCGGGGCGCGCCUGGUCUUUUUCUUUUCUUCUCCUUUUUUCCCCCCCACCCUUGUCGCCAGUGCGGCGUUUUGGCUCCUCUCCUUUCCUCCUCCCCCUCCGAGCCGGCUGGUCCCCCGCCCCGUUGCUCCCCCACUUGAGUUCGCUCCUUGUUGGAGGGGGGUGACCGAAGGGGAUGUCCUGUUUCCACCAGAGGCACAGCGCGAAGGGGAAAGUUCGACCCUGGAAAGAACGACCCUAAAUCCCUACGUACGGACCCACGGAUCCGCUGCGGGGACAGAGCCUUGAACUUCAGGAUCCCGCGGCGAUCGGGGCGGCAGAAGAUAGCCCAUUUUUAAUCAAAGGAGGCUGCUUCUACUUGGGGUGGCAGGAGACGUGAGAAAACCCCAUGGAAGACUCCCAGGACUUAAAUGAACAAUCAGUAAAGAAAACCUGCACAGAAUCAGAUGUUUCAGAACCUCAGAACUCCAGGUCUAUGGAAAUGCAGGACCUAGCGAGUCCUCAUCCUCUUGUUGGAGGUGGUGAUGCCCCUGGUAGCUCCAAACUGGAGAAAGCGAAUCUCAGCAGCACAUCAGUCACCACAAAUGGGACAGGAGUGUCUCUCCUUGCAGUCAAAACAGAGCCUUUGAACAGCAGUGAAACCACAACCACGACUGGAGAUGGAGCGCUUGACACUUUUACUGGGUCAGUAAUAACAAGUAGUGGCUACAGUCCCAGAUCAGCACAUCAAUAUUCCCCACAGCUCUAUCCUUCCAAGCCCUAUCCACACAUUCUUUCUACACCAGCAGCUCAAACAAUGUCUGCCUAUGCAGGCCAGACUCAGUAUUCGGGAAUGCAGCAGCCAGCAGUCUACACAGCCUACUCACAGACAGGACAGCCCUACAGCCUGCCCACUUACGAUUUGGGUGUGAUGUUGCCAGGCAUCAAGACAGAGAGUGGACUUCCACAAACUCAGUCUCCGUUACAGAGCGGGUGCCUCAGUUACAGCCCUGGGUUCUCCACCCCACAGCCAGGCCAGACACCUUAUUCUUACCAGAUGCCAGGUUCUGGUUUUGCACCAUCAUCUACUAUUUAUGCAAAUAAUUCAGUUUCCAAUUCAACGAAUUUCAGUGGAUCACAACAGGAUUAUCCAUCCUACACAGCCUUUGGCCAAAACCAGUAUGCACAGUAUUACUCCGCAUCAACGUAUGGAGCAUAUAUGACAUCAAAUAACACAGCUGAUGGCACAUCGUCCUCAACCUCAACCUAUCAGUUGCAGGAAUCUCUCCCAGGACUGACUAGCCAACCAGGUACAGAUCUUCAUCCAGGAGAGUUCGAUACCGUGCAGAGCCCCUCAACACCCAUUAAAGAUCUUGAUGAGAGAACAUGUAGGAGUUCUGGGUCAAAGUCCCGAGGAAGAGGCCGGAAAAACAAUCCCUCCCCACCUCCCGACAGUGACCUGGAGCGUGUGUUUGUCUGGGACUUGGAUGAAACCAUCAUUGUUUUUCAUUCACUGCUCACAGGUUCUUAUGCCCAGAAGUAUGGCAAGGAUCCUCCCAUGGCUGUAACUCUUGGACUCCGAAUGGAGGAAAUGAUUUUUAAUCUUGCUGAUACACAUUUAUUUUUUAAUGAUUUAGAGGAGUGUGAUCAAGUUCAUAUAGAUGAUGUCUCCUCUGAUGAUAAUGGGCAGGACCUAAGUACCUACAGUUUUGCAACUGAUGGCUUCCAUGCAGCUGCAAGUAGUGCAAACCUUUGUUUGCCAACAGGUGUAAGAGGAGGGGUUGACUGGAUGAGGAAGUUGGCUUUUCGAUACAGAAGAGUAAAAGAAUUAUACAACACCUACAAGAACAAUGUCGGAGGACUGCUUGGCCCUGCCAAGAGAGACGCAUGGCUGCAGCUAAGGGCCGAGAUUGAAGGUUUGACAGACUCCUGGCUAACAAAUGCACUUAAGUCUUUAUCAAUUAUUAGUACUAGGAGUAACUGUGUAAAUGUCUUGGUAACGACAACGCAACUGAUCCCAGCACUUGCGAAGGUUCUACUCUAUAGUUUAGGAGGUGCUUUCCCCAUUGAGAAUAUUUACAGUGCAACUAAAAUAGGCAAGGAAAGCUGUUUUGAGCGUAUAGUGUCCAGAUUUGGCACUAACAUAACUUAUGUUGUGAUUGGAGAUGGCCGAGAUGAGGAGCAUGCCGCUAACCAGCACAACAUGCCCUUUUGGAGGAUAUCAAGUCACUCAGACCUCUUGGCUCUACAUCAAGCACUGGAAUUAGAGUAUUUGUAACUGUGUUCUCUAGCUGGAGAUCCGUUUUUUAUAUAUAUAUUUCAAGUACACUGAAUUUUAUGUGUGAUUCAAUGCCUCUGGCUUUACACAUACAAAUUGUCUUAAAGGAUGAAAUCAUAUUUGGAAUGAAAAUUCCAGAAUGAAGAAUUCAGAUUGGUGAACUUUAGUGCUACAGAAAGGAAGCUCUAUGGUCUUAUAUUUACAACACUUUAAUGGUUUAACACAACAAAACAAAACAAUCUGUGGAGGUUGCUGGUACACACCGAAGGAGUCCUAACUGGAAUUAACAGUUUUAGCAAAGAACUCUUAGCCUGGCAAAGCACCGACUCAUGCUCCGUCUGACAAGGUGGUGUUCAACAACAUUCCUCACAACUGGAGAUCUUCUCAGCCCUGAGGUUUGAAUCUGACUUUAGCCUACCUAGCCCAGAAAAUCUGAAUUGGAAUGCACUCAGACUGUAUAAGGACAAUCCUAUCUAGACCUGUAAUUUGUGUAAAUUAUUGAUGAAGAUAAUUUACUGUGACUUUAUUAGCAGCUGACUUUGAAAGUGGAUGCAAUGUUUCUUUCACUUGUUGGGGAGGGGAGCGGGAGGGGAAGAUGGGAACCUAAUAUUGUCUCUUUUUUAAGUUUGGCAAAGAGAAUGUUCAUACUGAUGUGUUGUGCCUUAAAGAUAAGACAGCAUUUGUGUGUUACAAUGUAACUUUGGUUAAAAAAAAAAAUCUCUGUAGAUACUGAAAAAUCAAACUUUUGUGAUCAUUCUUAACAUGACCAAAUUUAAAAUUCAAGCUAUAAAAGCUGAAUCUGCGAGAAACUGAAUAUCCGUUGCAAUAAGAAAACAAUACUAGUAAAACAAAGCGUGUGUUUUAUUUGGGUUCUUAAUAAUUCCAGUAAUUAUAUGAGGCAACUAUUUGUGCAUCCAACCAUAAGCAGAAGGUGGGAAAGACUGUGGGAUCUUUCCUUAGAAAGUGAAGUGUUCGUUGAAGUCCUGAGUACCCUUUCUAUAAUUUUAUUGGGGAAAAUUAAUGAUGACUUGCCAUAUUCAUGAUGACUUGCACUGUUUUGAUUGUGGCUUUUUUAUAAGUGUAAGUUGUGUAGAAGAAAAUAUUCUCGUAAAAUGAUAAGCGAGUAUCACAAACUUUCUUAGAAUAUGCCACGAACAUGGCUUAAAAUUCACAUUGAGUAAACGAGGCUUAAAAUAAAGCUAAGUGCAUUUAUUCCCAAUGCCAUUGCAAAAAAUGAAAUGUCUCUAGUAGUGGAAGGUGGAUGCCCCAGAUGGUUUCUAGGGGAAAAAGUGAAUCAAUGAAAAUGUUACCUAGAAUAUCAUCAUAAAAUAAAUUAGCAAGUGAGCCGGAUCCUGGCAGCAUUACUAAACUUACAGCAGUGAAAUAGUACCUGGUUCUCUGUCUUUGCACAUCAAUCAAGUUUCUCUCCAUUACAAACCUACAUACAUUGGCUUCUGCCUGCACUGUUACUGCAAAAUGGACUGCAUUCAUUGCACAGAGAACCUGUCAUUGUUGUGUUUGCAUGUGUUUUUAUUUUUAUUUUUCUUGGUGUGUAGCCCAUGUUAGGAACACAGUACAGGUUCUCUUGUCAUUUUGUGUGACAUGAUUUUCCUUGUGGAAAUUUAAGACUUCAAGAUCUAGGUGUGUUUUCAUGACGUCUGCACCUGCAGGUCUGUGUUUAAAUGUCAGACUGUGGAACUGGGGUCAACCAGAUGCUGGUUGGGAUAGCUCACCAUCAGAGGCUCCAGUGGCUCCCAUAAAGUCAGCGGUUUGCACGCUGAUCACAACAUUCACUGUAGAAAUGUGAUUUUAUUUUCCAGGCUACAAAUCUGUAUUUCUUUACUGAAUGCAAAGGCCAUGUUUAUGUUGGGCAGAAAGAAAUGGAGCUCCAAUUUUAUACAAGCUUGUGGUUUCAUCAAGCAGAACUUAUACUUACUCUUUAAGUUGUUUAGUUUUUGGCCACCUCUGCCCUAAGUACAGAUGCAGGCAAAUCAAGGUUGGAAUGCUUCUAAUAAUGACGAUAAUAAUAAUAAUUCUUAAUUUUUGUUAGCCUGUAGCUUGAAAAUAACAGUUUGACAAAUUAAAGAACUGCAUUGAUUAUCAAUAAUUAUAUUUUGUGCACUAAAACCGUAAAUAUUUAUUGCUGUGAAUAAAACAAAAGUAUCUUAAUGGUAUAGCCAGUUUCUUUCAAUGACAAAAUUGUGGCAUUACAUCUAAAGUUUAAAUUCUUUCUCCUAUUAAACAAGCAAGGCUUCUUAUGCUGCUAAACCUGCAGGUGCAGAGAGAAACACCCUUCCCGGGACAAAGAGAGGGUUCACUGCUUGCACUGCUAUUUCCCACACUCAUCUUCUCUGAUCGUGUGUUCAGAGAGGCUGCCAGCAUAAAACCUACAUGCUGGGUUGAAGGAGAAGAGCCUGUCUGGCACCAUGGAUCAGUCCACUGAGCCAGCAUCACAACCUGUCAUGAGACUUUGAGCAUGCUCAGACUAGAAGCCUUCCCUUCCCACUUUAGUAAUCAAAGAUCCUCAUCCUUUCUGAUCUGAAAAAAAAAAAAAAGAAAGAAAAAUUAACUAACCAACAAAAAACCAGCCCUUUUGGCAAUAUCCACAUUCUACUUAUCCAUAGAAUAUUGUGCCUUAUGGUAAGCCAGUAUGAAAAAUAUUCUGCCAC
Molecule: messenger RNA, 5026 nt
Organism: Pipistrellus kuhlii (Kuhl's pipistrelle)
Lineage: Eukaryota; Metazoa; Chordata; Mammalia; Chiroptera; Vespertilionidae
Gene: EYA4
Product: EYA transcriptional coactivator and phosphatase 4
Exons: 19
Coding region: 489-2357 (622 amino acids)
Biological process (GO): negative regulation of extrinsic apoptotic signaling pathway in absence of ligand; positive regulation of DNA repair; cell differentiation
Cellular component (GO): nucleus
Molecular function (GO): protein tyrosine phosphatase activity
Source: RefSeq, a predicted model, not a curated record